AGGCGUUAUGGGUGCCGGGCAAUGAUGCUGGAGACGGUGGCGGCGGUGCCGGGGAUGGUCGGCGGCAUGCUGCUCCACCUCCGCUCCCUGCGCCGCUUCGAGCACAGCGGCGGCUGGAUCCGUGCUUUGUUAGAAGAGGCCGAGAACGAGCGGAUGCACCUGAUGACCUUCAUGGAGGUGACGAAGCCCCGUUGGUACGAGCGCGCACUGGUCAUCACCGUCCAGGGGGUCUUCUUCAACGCCUACUUCCUGGGAUACCUCCUCUCCCCCAAGUUCGCCCACCGCGUCGUCGGCUACCUCGAGGAGGAGGCCAUCCACUCCUACACCGAGUUCCUCAAGGACCUCGACGCCGGCAAGAUCGAAAACGUCCCAGCCCCCGCCAUCGCCAUCGACUACUGGCGCCUUCCCCCUGACGCCACCCUCAAGGAUGUCGUCAUCGUCGUCCGCGCCGACGAAGCACACCACCGCGACGUCAACCACUUCGCAUCGGAUGUUCAUUACCAAGGGAUGAACCUGAAGCAGACGCCGGCGCCGCUCGGGUAUCAUUGAAUUGCUGCUUCUGAGCUUGAUCUCUAUAAUGAGAUAAUGAAGGUACUAAAGAGAGAAGAACUGAACUGCAUAUGGCCUAUUAGUAAUAAAGUCUAUGCCAUAGAGUAUAUAGAGGCUUGUUUUGUUUUGUUGGAUUACUGACUACAUCUUCUUAUAAGGAUUUGAUGAUGUAUUGUGUAACCUGAUUCUUGUUUCAUUGAGUGGGUCUGUUCACAUAGAUUGCUAUCUUUCAUCUAUUUUUGGAGCAUGUAUAUAUUUAUUUGCUUCAUUCA
This is a messenger RNA of Elaeis guineensis (African oil palm), 821 nucleotides long. NCBI's taxonomy places the organism in Eukaryota, Viridiplantae, Streptophyta, Magnoliopsida, Arecales, Arecaceae. The record is from RefSeq and is a predicted model, not a curated record.